Molecule: messenger RNA, 936 nt
Organism: Leptosia nina
Lineage: Eukaryota; Metazoa; Arthropoda; Insecta; Lepidoptera; Pieridae
Source: the annotation of a GenBank genome assembly
AUGGGUUGCGAUGGCGGAACUAUUCCUCGCCGUGAUGAACUUGUAAGAUUAAAGAAGAAGCCUGAACAGAAAGAUAAAGAUGCUGAACGGUCAUUCAAAUGGCGUAAUUGUGCAUUAUCUCAGCAACCCCUACAGGAGCCAGUAGUAGCAUGUGGUCUUGGAAGACUAUACAGCAAAAGUUCAGUUCUUGAAGCAUUAUUGGAUAAAGAAACCAAGCCAGAUUCUAUUAGUCACAUUAAGAAUUUAAAGGAUAUAAAAGACCUGUCACUAAUUAAAAAUCCAGCAUAUAAACAUACUGAGCAUACCGAUGGUGCGGUUGGUGAAGGAAGUGCUCCUUAUAUUUGCCCUAUCAGUGGGUUGGAGAUGACUGGUAAAUUUCGUUUUAUAUUUCUAUGGAGCUGCGGGUGUGUCCUUGCUGAGAGAGCUUUAAAAGAAGUGAAACAAAAUCUUUGCCAUAUGUGUCAACAACCAUUUACAGACAAUGAUGUUGUGGUUUUAAAUGGAACAGAUGAAGACAUUGAAAAUCUUAAAGAAAAAAUGACAGUAAGAGUUACCAGUAGAAAAACUAAAAAGGUGAAAGGAGAAAAGGUUGCAAUCAAGACAGAGCCAGAAGUGUCAACUUCCCAAGAACCACAACCCUGCAGUAGUAAACAUGAUGAUAAGAUUCAAGUAAAAAAAGAAACACCAGAUACAAUUCCACUUUCUUUGCCAAAGUUCAACCCAAACAAACAGGCAAGAGGUCACUUUGGAUCUUAUAAACGAGCUUAUUCAAAUGGUCUCCAACAGGACCCAUCAUAUAAGAAAACAAAGAAAGAGUACAGUAUUGCUAAUGAUCCACAGUCGAGUGAAGUAUACAAAUCGUUAUUUACCUCACAUAAAAGUGAGGAGGAACAGAAGAGGGCUCAUUGGGUUACAUAUAACCCAUUUUAUAAUUAA